UGUAAAUACGUAUUAAGGGGAGCAGCAGCGGUGUUAUGUUCGUUAAGACAUUCUUUACUGGAUUGUCAUAAAAGAAAAAAAAACGGCUUUACAUAAUAACGGGCAUGCGUUUUCACGUGAAAUGUCCCUUUAAAAGGAGGCUUGGUGUAAACUCACUGAGGCGCAUCAGUUGCGGUCCAACAGUGGAAUAAUAGUGGUCUGUGAUUUAUGCACUACGCUGUGUGAAAAUAGCUUUCAAAAUGGUGACUUCGUACCCUUUGCCAGAUGGAUUCUCCGAAUUCGAUGUGUUUUCUUUGGGUUCUGCUCUUCUCGUGGAGGGUCUGGUUGGGUUGUUUCUCAAUGGACUCACAGUUAUCUCGUUCCUAAAAAUAAGGGAGUUACGGACCCCAAGUAAUUUCCUCGUGUUCAGCUUGGCUAUGGCGGACUGUGGAAUAUGUAUGAAUGCGACCAUCGCGGCGUUCUCCAGUUUUCUGAGAUACUGGCCUUAUGGAUCAGACGGAUGCCAGACCCAUGGGUUCCAGGGCUUCAUGACGGCUCUGGCCAGCCUUAACUUCAUUGCUGCCAUUGCCUGGGACAGAUACCACCAAUACUGCACCAGAACAAGACUGCAGUGGAGCAGCUCGGUGUCUCUGGUCAUCUUUAUCUGGCUGUUCACUGCGUUCUGGUCCGCCAUGCCCCUUAUUGGCUGGGGAGAGUAUGACUACGAGCCCCUGCGGACCUGCUGCACCCUGGACUACACAAAGGGCGACAGGAACUAUGUGUCCUAUUUGGUGCCCAUGGCUUUCUGCAACCUGGUUAUCCAAGCUCUCACUGUCCUGUCUUCAUAUCGGUCCAUUGAGAAGAAAUUCAAGAAAACUGGUCAACCUAAGUUUAACACAGGCACUCCGCUGAAAAGCCUUCUGCUGUGCUGGGGCCCGUACGCAGUGCUGUGUCUGUAUGCAGCUGUGGAGGACGCCACACUUGUGUCUCCUAAAGUUAGGAUGAUUGCUCCUAUUCUGGCAAAGACCUCUCCACUAAUCAACCCCUUCCUGUACGCGCUCGGAAACGAGAACUACAGGGGAGGCAUCUGGCAGUUUCUCACGGGGCAAAAGAUUGAAGUGCCUCAAAUUGACAAGUCCAAAUAAACAGAGCAUUCAUUAAGUGCUCCUCAUGUCCUUCUGGUGUUUUCUGAAGGUAUGGCCCAUGUUCAGCUUUCUGUUCCAUGUUCCACGACUAACAUAUUUAUCUCUGAUACAUAUGCAGGUGUGAGUAACCGUCACUAAGCUUACUAUACGUGACCAAUAAAGUGAUAUUUCAUCUUCCA
This is a messenger RNA of Anguilla rostrata (American eel), 1303 nucleotides long. RefSeq names its product RPE-retinal G protein-coupled receptor-like. Gene Ontology annotation, biological process: phototransduction; cellular response to light stimulus; visual perception. NCBI's taxonomy places the organism in Eukaryota, Metazoa, Chordata, Actinopteri, Anguilliformes, Anguillidae. Gene Ontology annotation, molecular function: G protein-coupled photoreceptor activity. The transcript is spliced from 7 exons. Gene Ontology annotation, cellular component: plasma membrane. The record is from RefSeq and is a predicted model, not a curated record. The coding region runs from base 240 to 1124 and encodes 294 amino acids.